AGAGCCAAAGGAAUCAAUAAUGCCAUUGCGGAAAACAACACAAUUUAUUAAUUUAAAUCAAAUUAAAUUAAAUUAGAAAAAAUGUUCUUCUUGAAUAAACUACCCUUCUGUACGAAAUUUACACUAACGUACGCAAUACAACUUAGGGCUUCCUAGCUCUGCCGGACGAGGAUAGAUUUGUCGUAGAAUAUGAUCUUAAAAUACUAAUACUGCCGGGACUAAUAAUUAAUCUGAAGGCGCUGCUCGACAUAUUAUUAAAAAUUAAAGAUUAUAGAAAAACGGAAUAUUUUGUGCGGGUACUGUAUGAAAUAAAUGUAUAAAACCCACCAGCAUAAUUAUCUUCUUUAGGCGAUCAGAUGUCCGACAUUCUAGGUGAGGUUAUGCUCUGUCGAAUAGGGAUAUUAAAACUUUUCUCCACUCACGCUUCGCUACAUCUGUGCACGUCUGUGUGCGACUGUAGAUGAAAAUCUACCGGCGCUUUAGACAUUAAUUUAAAAAAAAUUAAACCCAUCUCAGCAGAAGUUUUUCUUCUUCCGUCUCGAAGAGACCUGGUGACACGCAGCUAAAUUUUCCACAUCUACACCGCUUUUUUCCACUGUUUCUGUCCUCCACAAACUUAUACACAGAAGGAAGCAUAUCUGUCGUGCGUGACACAAAGUAGCCGACAAGGUGAAACCAUCAUCAUCAUACGGAGCCGGUUGAAUGCAAUGAGUUUGGUUUGAAUUUCGCGCACACAUACAGCCACACACCGUUACCACCACCACGACAGUGCCUUUGUAACAGCUGGCUGAAGCAGCCGAACCACAGCACCUCACCAAAUUGCAUAAUCCACGUGCUGGCUCGUGCAGACUCGAUCAGUUCACAUUCGUCGAUCGACGCGAUCGGUUCGCUUUCCUUCUGUUGCUGUGCGUAGUCUCGACCAGUGUGCGGGAUAGUGUGUACCGCAAAAUUUACCAACCGUCCCCGGUAGGCUUUAAUUCUAAAAGAGCCUUUCGACGGGAGCACCGUUUCAUUUUUUUCGAAUUUUGUGUCAGUAGAUCACCAAUCACCGUUCGAUCGGUCUCCCAUUUGCGCAGUGCUCGAGUCGAAGGCUUAAUGCACACCAACACGUGAAGUGGGCAUUUUCGGAAGGUGAAACGAAAACAUCCGUAACAUAAGUCGCGAAAAUCAGGAGCUCCAUUUUUACUGCAAAGCGAAAUCUGAAUGAAAAAUUGGUGAAAGUGGCUGCGAAACGUGUGCGUAUGUGUGCUGGAAAGUGAUCGGGUGGUUUUGAGGCGUAAAGUGUAGUGAUUAAUGCUGAUGGUGGCGGGCAAAUAAGCUGGCGCUUCCGCGGAAUACCCUGAUCUCACCCAACGGGAGUUGAUGGAUGAUGAGCGAGAUUGGUUUGGAGUUUAAUUUUGAAAUAAACAAACAGCACUAUAAUCAACCACAGGCCGCAGGUACCAGCUGCUAGAAGAACGUUUUGCUGCGGCAACCUAUUAGAUCGAACUUUCCCAGCGUACGGAACGACCGGGGUCUCCGUACGAGACACAAUGGUGGUCUCCUUUGGUACCCUUAUUCCGCUGUUGGCGGGAGCCGCACUGAAAGCCACACCUGCCGCGGCCGGCUUGACAACCGCGGUCGGGGCAGCCAUUACUGCCGCCACAGCCGUUAUCGGUGUCGGCAAGCUAGCGAUUGUGCCGAUUCUGAUAGCGUCACUCGCCUACUACAACUACGAUCUGUUUGAUCCGGAGAAUCGACCGUUCAAUGUGCCGGAGGUGGACCGAGAAUAUGACUUCAUUGUUGUCGGUGCGGGUUCGGCUGGUGCUGUCGUUGCCUCGCGCCUGUCGGAGAUAGGCGGCUGGAAGGUAUUGCUGCUCGAAGCUGGCGGGCACGAAACCGAGGUCUCUGACGUUCCUAUCCUGUCGCUUUAUCUGCACAAAAGCAAGCUGGAUUGGAAGUAUAGAACCCAGCCACAGAAGACUGCAUGCCAAGCGAUGAAGGAUAACCGCUGUUGCUGGACACGAGGCAAGGUCCUCGGCGGCUCGUCGGUGCUCAACACGAUGCUGUACAUUCGUGGCAAUAAGCGCGACUUCGACCUGUGGCGGGCGCUGGGCAAUCCCGGUUGGGGCUACGAGGACGUCCUGCCGUACUUCCGCAAGUCGGAAGACCAACGGAACCCCUACUUGGCACGUAACAAAAGACAGCAUGGAACGGGAGGGCUGUUGCAAGUACAAGAUGCUCCAUAUCUGACGCCACUCGGGGUGUCCUUUCUGCAGGCCGGCGAGGAGAUGGGCUACGAUAUAGUCGACGUUAACGGUGAGCAGCAAACCGGAUUUGCCUUCUUCCAGUUCACCAUGCGUCGUGGUACGCGUUGCAGUACUUCGAAGGCUUUCCUGCGGCCGGUGCGCAAUCGCAAAAAUCUGCACGUCGCGCUGUUCGCACACGUGACGCGCAUCAUACUGGAUCCGGAAUCACGCCGCGCGCUGGGCGUUGAGUUUAUGCGAAACGGCAAAAAGCAGCAAGUAUUUGCAACGCGCGAGGUUAUUCUUUCAGCCGGAGCUAUUGGUACACCGCAUCUGCUGAUGCUGUCCGGUAUUGGACCACGAGAAAAUCUUGAACGCGUCGGCGUGCCUGUCGUACACGACCUUCCCGGCGUGGGACAAAAUCUGCAGGAUCAUAUCGCUGUCGGUGGUCUGGUGUUCCGUAUCGAUCAACCCAUCUCGGUUAUCAUGAACCGUCUGGUGAACCUUAAUUCCGCCCUCCGAUAUGCUGUCACGGAGGACGGACCGCUGACGAGCAGUAUCGGGCUGGAGGCGGUCGGUUUCAUCAGCACCAAAUAUGCAAACCAGACGGACGAUUGGCCGGAUAUUGAGUUCAUGUUGACAAGCGCAUCCACACCGUCGGACGGUGGCGAUCAGGUGAAGAAAGCGCACGGUCUGAAGGACGAAUUUUACGAGGACAUGUUCAGCUCGAUCAACAACCAGGAUGUGUUCGGUGUCUUCCCAAUGAUGUUGCGUCCCAAAAGCCGAGGCUUUAUUCGCUUACAGUCGCGCAAUCCUCUGCGUUAUCCUCUGCUUUACCACAACUAUCUCACACAUCCGGAUGAUGUUGGGGUGCUGCGCGAAGGAGUAAAGGCUGCGAUAGCGUUCGGUGAAACGCAGGCCAUGAAACGGUUUGGUGCUCGCUUCCACAGCAAGCAAGUGCCGAACUGUCGCCAUUUGCCGGAGUUUACCGACGAGUACUGGGACUGUGCCAUCCGGCAGUAUACAAUGACGAUAUACCACAUGUCCGGAACGGCGAAAAUGGGACCUCCGGAUGAUCCGUGGGCUGUCGUCGAUCCGAAGCUACGCGUUUACGGCAUCAAAGGGCUGCGAGUGAUUGAUGCCAGCAUAAUGCCACGCAUCACAAGCGGUAACAUUAACGCACCUGUUAUCAUGAUCGGUGAGAAAGGUGCCGAUCUGAUCAAGGAACUGUGGCUCCAGAAAGGCUACUCACGCCGAGGGAAGCGUCAGCAGUUUGCUAACGAAACGCUAAGCAACGUCAACCAAACAGAUUCGAUUGAAUCGGUAAACGCAACCACCGAUGCACCCUGUACUAACGAAACGGUUGUUAGCUAAGCUGGAAAGGAUCGAGUCGCUACCGAAAUUAUGGUCGAUAGUCCUAAAUUCUAAUGCCAAAUUUUAUACUCCAACAAAAGCGCGGAAUCGUUUCUAGAUAGUGAAGACUAGGAUGAAAGAAAAGACGCUGCUUCACGCUGUAUAUAACAUUGCUUCCUGUACCAUUAGGAUUAUUCUAAGCAAGGUGAUUGUAGUUAAAGUAGGCGGUUUGAUGAUACGCUAAGAUCGCACAGCUCGGAUCAGCUGCAGCUGCGCAUAAACAAACCAAUACAAACUGACUGACUGAAAGUAUGUAAGUAGGAAUAACAAACUUGUAAUAAAUUUUAGUCCGUUGUUGGUUUUACUCACGCCAAAUCGCGUUUCCUACAUUGAGCGAAUAAAUACUUUAGACAUUUAUGAAAAAACAGUUGCUAUAGAUUUUAUUUCGUUUUGAAUUUUUAAUUUAAAAACUAGUUAUCUCACAUCGUCUCGUUUGGCGUUCCGGUAUGCAAGCUGAUUACAGCUUGAUUAAAAAUUUAAAAAGCUAAUGUAGCAAUAUCAAUAAGAUUAAUAGAAGCAGCUAAAAACUAUCACAACUUAUUUUUUCAGUAUGAUAUAUGAAGAAAGUAGUGCGAGUUGUCUACAUUUAGGGGCAAAGCGUUACAGAAAUGAACGCCUGAAAGACACGUUUAUGGUGAACAAUCCAAUCCUCUGGAGCUAUACAACCUGUAUGAUAAUACAGGGUAAUUCAUUCAUGUUUAUUACAUUUUAGAAUGAAUCACAUUUUAUGAAUGAAAAACAUUUUAUAAUAUACAUUAUAUACUAUAUACAGGUACUCCGAAAAUUAUGCAGUUGAUAUCCGUAUUCGUAUAAUGCUAUUUAGGAGGGCUGUUGCAAGUACAAGAUGCUCCAUAUCUGACGCCACUCGGGGUGUCCAUCUAAGACGGCUUUUUCAAUACAAAGUUUGAAAAAAUAAAUUAACUUGUAGUAUAUAAUAUAUAUAAUGGAAGGUAAUUUCAAGCAUUUUUUUCUUUUAUAGUGAAAUUUCGUUCUUUACACUAACUGAGCUGUCAAAUUACCAACUUCACCUAUGUGCAAAUACGCGUUUAUCAGGGAUCGUGUAUCUCAGAAGCUGCAUGUAUCUUUUUGUGUUAAAAUAUAACUAUAUAAUCUUAGAAUUAACAAAAAUGCUGCUAUUAUCGAAGUUGGACACAACAACAACAAAGUUUAGAGUAAAAAUUUUAAACCAAUAUCAUUUUAACAUUUCCACCGUAGUUCAUCCCCGCGUGUGAUGUAAUACGCCCCGAUUCAUGAAAGGAAACAAAUAGUACCCCUUUGGUGGACGAAAAAAAUAAAGACAAAAAUUUAUAAUACCCACACCGGACACCGGAUCCAUCAGGGGGAACAGGCUUGCCGAUUACCGAUUAGGCAUAGACCGGAUAACGCAGCAAAACUUCCUGUACAGCCUUCUGCUGCCCAGCAUGAAACAGACAAAGAUAAAAACGAUCCGCGUUUACGUAACACACGCCACUGAAAAAAGGGAAAAUGAAAAAAGGCACACUUGCCCGAGACCUUUCUCACAGAGCCGCUGCCACAUUCGUGUUGCAACUCGGGGCAGGAGCCAUUCCCUUUUUUUGUACCUUCCCCGGAGCCAAACCCGGAUUGCGAACGAAAGAAUAACUGGUUUGACGGUUUCCAAACGCACUGUCCAAAGUUUGUUCACCGAUGGGAGUUUGAUGUUUGUGGAUUUCGCAAAAACCCACCCACCCCAAACGAAUGUUCAAUAUUCGUAACUGGACACGACCGGACUGGAAAUGGGUUUUGGGUUAAAUAAGCGAAAUAUUAACGUGCAGCUUUUAAAGGUCAUGCCCAGGAUCGUCUUCGCCUGUUACGCGAUUGUGAUCUCGUUCGGCACGCAACAUUGGAGCAUUAAAACCGUCAAUGUCGUCGAGAGUGAAGUAACCGGCAAAGGUUAUGAUGAACUGUUUGCAAACACCGAUGAACGUGCAAGUUCAAAGGAGUGUCCAAACCAACGCCCCAAGGGCGUCAAAUUCACACAUGUCUACACAUUCCACCACGUGCGAACCGAUCUCAUCAGAUCGUCGUGCAGAGAUCUUUGCGUUUCUCCAUGCUAAUAUGACACGGAGGCUUGAAAGCAACCUUAAGCAACCAUAGAAUAGGACCGUUGGGCAAGACAUGUGGAGUUGCAUAGAAUGCGCUCAAAUUAACCUUGAACGAUGAUGGACUCGUGACAAUUGAGCGCACAUUCACCUGCAAUGUCUUAAGCGACCAUAACGCCAUUCAAACCAUUCCCCUCAAGAUCACUCCACAACCAUCACAUCGGGUGGAACUAAAUGUCAUCAUCAAACAUCCUCAUCGUAUCGUUUCUUUCCGGUUUCUGGCAUGGAAUGGAAUCGAUUGCGAAUCGGUUGCAACGCUAGAUGCACUCCAUGUGACGGCUCAGAAGUGUGCAAGUUGAAACAUUGUGAGCGAUCUGAUGGAAGUAUCGAAUGAACGACCCUUUUGCGGUCGGAUGCUCCGGCGAGAUGAAGCAAUUGCAAACAACUAACGCAAAAAAAAAACGGAAGGAAGCGAAACGAUGAAGGAAGUACCACAUUAGCGUCCGCACUGAAUGCUACUGGAAAAACGGCCUUGUUUUUUCGCAAUACCCACAGGAGAUUGAUUUCUUGAGAGGGUGCUUUUAAGCAGUGUGGUUAAAAGGCAGGCGAAAGAAGCACUUAGCGCAAGCUAUUGGUAUUUAAUCGACCCAGUUAUGGGUGAGCUGUCGGUUACAAACUGCUGUCCCGGUUUCAAAUUACCACUCGUAAGAUGGGUGAGUGAGAUGUAGUUUGUUGUUGAUUUUGCUGUUGUUUUGGCGUAUGUCCCACUCGUUGGUGCCUGUGGGAAAAUCUUUAUUGCCUCAUUAUGAUCGACACAAUUGUGCCGCUUACGGUACAACCAGCCCAAUACCGUCAGCAUCAUUAACCAAUGCCACCUUCAAAAUUUUGGCUGAACGUCAUCGAAGUGUGUACAUAUUACGAAUUUUGGGUUUUCGAUUGUUUUGCGUUGCAAUGUAACCGAUGGCCAGCCAGAGUGGUUAGGUUAUGAGUGAUCGAACAUAUUUUGCAUUGUACACAAUUUGGAAGAAAUGCAAGGUAAGAGGAGAAGCAGCCAGGAAGGAUAAAUAUUCAAAACUGCACCUAUGCAACAGAUGCUGCUUGGAGCUUGAGGCAGCAGUUUAACGAUCAGCAUUAACUUCCAUAGCCAUGCAGCAAAAUGGUUCGUCCGCUUGCGUCAUCAACUUUUCGGACCAAAAACAAAAACCUAACCACACAACGAUGGCCGGUUUGUAGCGGCAAAACGAUUUCAACGUUGGCGCAGUGCCGAAUCACGAUAAGCUUCUCUCAUUUCGCGUGUCCAUACUAGUUGGUGAUGGAGGCGACGAUAGUCAAACGGUGCAGAAGGUCCGUGUGACGACGGGUGGAUGCGACUCCUUUGCCUCGGGAUGCGCAAGAUUUCAAGAUGGUAAUUUUUGGCAAGCGCGUGCACGCAUAAUCCAGAUGGUGGCCGGCUUUCGCUUACGCAACGCCGGUUGGUCACGGUUACAUCCGAUGAAGUCGCUGUAGCAGGUGCGCGAUUUGGAGCGUUAAGAUAAGAUGCGAAUAAGCAGCGUUGUGAUUAUUCUGAUUGCACCGAAUGGUUGCAGCGGUUAUGGACAUUAUGGAGGAUGGACAAAUGAGCAGGGUUGUAAGAGCAAUGCAGUAAAGUGUUUUUUAUUGCAGCGAUGGAAAGAUCGUGAGUUAAUUUACUGUUGAAAUUAAUAUGAAAAUUGAUUAAAACAAAUAUCAAAAAAAUAU
Molecule: messenger RNA, 7435 nt
Organism: Anopheles funestus (African malaria mosquito)
Lineage: Eukaryota; Metazoa; Arthropoda; Insecta; Diptera; Culicidae
Product: glucose dehydrogenase [FAD, quinone]
Exons: 3
Coding region: 1533-3599 (688 amino acids)
Molecular function (GO): flavin adenine dinucleotide binding; oxidoreductase activity, acting on CH-OH group of donors
Source: RefSeq, a predicted model, not a curated record